AUGUAUGUGAAAUGGUUUGAUACAGGAAUGUUAUACUAUGUGAUUUUAGUGUAUUGAGUGAAUGUCACUUUUUGUCAUUUUCAAAUUUCCUGCCAGUUCCGUCCCCGUACGUCCCGACGCUCGCAGGGGACGGAACCCAGAUGACAGAUGCCAGCAUCCACUGGAGGACAUUGCUGGGGACACUGCAGGAGGGACAUCGCGGGAGCACAGGACAAGGUAAGUGCAGAAGGGAUCCCGGAGCAGCGCUGCAGUGUAUUCCCGAGUGUAGCUCGGGGUUACCGCUUGUGCUACACUCGGGAAUACCGCCAGGGGGUUAC
This is a messenger RNA of Staurois parvus, 317 nucleotides long. Lineage: Eukaryota; Metazoa; Chordata; Amphibia; Anura; Ranidae. The record is from the annotation of a GenBank genome assembly.